Messenger RNA from Aphanomyces invadans, 588 nucleotides. RefSeq lists its product as hypothetical. The record is from RefSeq and is a predicted model, not a curated record. NCBI's taxonomy places the organism in Eukaryota, Oomycota, Saprolegniomycetes, Saprolegniales, Verrucalvaceae. Gene Ontology annotation, cellular component: mitochondrion. The transcript has 2 exons. Bases 1 to 588 code for a protein of 195 amino acids.
AUGUUCACAACUGAAUGCGACGUCGCUACCAAGCGCAGCAUCCUCGAGCGAGUGUCCCAGGCAUCCGCGUCGGAACUGGACGCGCUGGCCGCAGCUGCUGACGCCCGCACGAUGCUGCAUCUCGAAUCGUUGCUUCCAGCUGCGUCCACCACCGUACCUGAGCCAACAUCGCAGCAACUCAGACAGCUCAUGGCACGCAGUAUGGUUCCAUUUGUGGGAUUCGGCUUCGUCGACAACUUUAUCCUCAUUCUGGCCGGCGACUACAUCGAUAUCACUCUUGGCGUGUCCCUCGGCAUUUCGUCUAUGGCGGCGGCCGGCCUCGGAAACGCCAUCAGCGACGUGGCCGGAAUCGGUCUCGGCGGGGCCAUCGAAGACUUUGCGACGCACCUGGGCCUGCCCGAUCCGAACCUCACUCGCCAGCAAUUGCAGCUUCGCAUCACACGAAUUGCGCAUUACACUGGAUCCAGCGUUGGCAUAUUCGUCGGCUGCAUCCUCGGCAUGUGCCCGUUGCUUUUCCUCGAAACGAAGGAGGACCGCAUGUUGAACUCCAGCGCGCCGGUGGUCGCGCCACAACUCGGCGAUCAAUAA